UCAGACUAUGCUCCAUAUUUCUUUGACAAUGGCCCUAGCAGCUCAAGUGGGAAUAUGGCCUUGUUCAGCAUCUCUGAGGAUACACCUGUCGGAACACAGGUAUACAUCCUGAACGGCACAGAUCCAGAGGGGGAUCCUGUACGCUACGGCCUAACAUUUGAAAUAGGCUCCACUGAGUAUUUCAGGGUUGAACCCAAAUCAGGAAAUGUUACUUUAAUUCAGGAGCUAAACAGAGAGAAACAAGAUGAAAUCUCAGUGACUGUCAGCAUAACAGAUGGACGUAAUAAAGUUGUUGAGACUGUAAGAGUGUUUGUGACAGACGCCAAUGACGAGCCUCCAGAGUUUCAAAAUCUGCCUUUUAUUGUUGAUGUUCCAGAGGACACUACACCAGGAAGUAGUAUUUACAGAGUCCAUGCUGUAGAUAAAGACCUGGGUUCAGGAGGCAGUGUCUCAUAUUACCUACAGAGUUCCCCUUUUGCCAAGUUCACUAUUGACGGACACAGCGGGAUCCUGAGAGUAAAACCUGGCGAGACUCUGGACUAUGAGACCACACCAACACAUUUUGUUACAGUGGUUGCAAAGGAUGGAGGUGGAAAGUACAAAGGAAAGCAUCAGGUGCUGACUUCCACCGCCACUGUAACCAUCAAUGUUCUAGAUGCCCAAGACAUGCCGCCAUCUUUUGUGGGAACCCCAUACUUUGGAUACGUCUAUGAAGUCUCAGUCCCUGGUUCUGAAAUAUACACAGUUUCUGCUAAAGAUGGGGAUCAAGGCAACCCCAACCCCAUUCAUUAUUCUAUUCUGAACGGCAGUGAUGGUGUUUUUGACAUAAAUAGCACCAGUGGAUGCAUCUAUCUAACAACUCCUCCAUAUCUGCUAAAAAAUGAACUCUAUGAAAUUAAAGUAAAGGCAUCUGAAGUUGGGCCCGACAAUCAGCUGUUGGACUAUGAUGUUACCACGGUGACUGUCCGGGUGGUGGAUCUUAACAACCAUCCUCCGACAUUUUAUGGAGAAAAUGGACCCCAGAGCAAGUUUGAGGUCACCAUGUAUGAGCAUCCUCCUGCUGGGGAGAUCCUCAGAGGCUUUAAGAUCACCGUCAAUGACUCUGAUCAGGGAGCAAAUGCUAAAUUUAAACUGAGACUGGUGGGGCCCAGCCGAGUACUUCGAGUGGUUCCCCAGACAGUUUUGAAUGAAGCUCAGGUGACCAUCAUUGUGGAGGACGCAUCUGGCAUAGACUAUGAAAAGGGACCGACCCUAUCUUUUAAGUUGCUGGCGGUAGAGAUUGACACUCCUGAGCGUUUCAGUGCGACAGCUGACAUAGUGAUCAACUUGCUGGAUACAAAUGACAACGUUCCCGUUUUCACGUCUGAGUAUUACAUCGUCAGAGUGCCCGAGAACUCCCCUGGAGGUUCCAGUGUUGUGUCCGUCACAGCAAAUGAUCCAGACUCUGGUUCCUGGGGCGAAGUCAAAUACACGAUUUAUGGAUCAGGAUCCGAUUUAUUUGCCAUCCAUCCAUCCACGGGCCUUAUCUUUACACAACCCUGGACCAGUCUGGAUGCAGAGAUGAGGUCAAAAUACAACUUCUAUGUAAAGGCAGAAGAUUCAGAAGGCAAGUACAGCAUUGCUGAAGUCUUUGUCAGCGUCCUUGACAUGAAUGACCAUCCUCCAGAGUUUGAUGAGGACUUUCAAGAGAAGACUAUGAUCAUUGGGACACCCGUCAAAGUCCAGGCCGUGGAUGAGGAUGCAGAGUCUCCCAAUAAUGUCAUUGAGUACUCUAUCAUGACCGCUGAUCCGGACAACGCAUUUGACAUCAAUGCAGACACUGGAGAGAUCCAGCUCAAGCCUUUUAUCAAGUCUAUGGAGAUUGUGCAGAAUAUCACCAAGCAGAAGGACUGCAAGUGGUCUCUGGUGGUCCAGGCCAGGGACAGAGGAUCUCCAUCCUUCAGCACAACUGCUGUGGUGAACAUCGACAUCACAGAGGCGACUCCUCUCAAGGGGCCUAUGGCAGCAUUUUUAAUGAAAAGUAGGGACAAUCCUCUCAGAGCUUUAGGCCUGGUUUCGUUUAUCAUUCUUGUACUGGUAGGAGUGACAGUGUUAAUCUCUACAGUAAUGUACAUGCGAAACUCAAAGUCAAACAGAAUCAUGCCAGUGCGACGCAUCAUAAAGAGGCGACCCAGGGAUGGGCAGACUUGGAAAUUCAAGAUUCCUGUCAUCAAGUUGUCCAGCCCAGCAGAGAAGUUCCUCAUCAGCGACCCGGAAAGCAGCCCCUCACAGGAAACCAGCAGCCCAAGGCUGAAACCCCCACCUCCUAUCGCUCCUUGCCUGCCCCCUCCACCUCCAGCUAACAUUCGGGCUAAUGAGCGGCCCCGGGCGGUCCCAACCAUAUCUGGUGCACUGACUUCUAAAGCUCUGAAGAAAACAAAGUCUUGUCGCCGCAAAGAGGGAAACAUCAGCUCUGCAUUGGUGUCUGAGCUUAAGAUGAAGCUGGAGCAAAAGAUUAAUGAGAAUAACCAAGGGUUGUAUUAAAUGGAACUGCAAAAACAUCUGGUUUAAGGUUGCUCAGUCCAUUUAUUAAUGGCACAUUGUAUUUAUCUUAAAUGCAGUCAUUGUCAUGAUUGGUAAAAGGACCUAUCUUUGGAUUUAUUCAUUUUAAAGAUAUGUACUUCUAAACAGGAGACAUCAAGGAAGUAGGCUGUACUGCAUCCUCCAUUGCUGUAGUUGUAAAAAAGCCUGAAGAGAGCUUGGUUCAGUGGUGUAGUUGCAGAUAAUUCACCAAAUUGCCAUCUCGAGGAAGAUUAUGUGAUCUUAACAGCAAGAAGCACUACUGCAAAUUGUCCUGGGGGAGGAUUACUUAGGAAGACUUAGUCUCAAUGCAUCUUGAAAAGUUUAAUGCUUCAAAACCUGCAUUGUUUUAGCACAGAAAUUUUCACCAGAUCAGUCCAACUACAGAAAAAAGUUCUCGCUCUGUGGAACAUGCAGCUAAACAAUAUGGUGAAAUUUUACAAUGAAGUGCUACAGGACCUGUGUAUUGAUAUUUUUACUGUUACAUCAGCUGCUUCAAAACUGAGAAGUUGCUCCUUUUUAUUAAGACAAUGUGCCACUGUAGAAACAUGAGCCUGCUUGAGUAAUUCUAGAAGAAAAGCUUUUAUAUAAAUGUAUAUGCAUCCAUUUUAAAUGUAUAGCAUUUUAUUGUUUCAGCCAUAUAGCUAAGAGGAGUCCAAUUAUAAGUGGGAAGCUGUUAAAAGAUAAUUGCAUGCUUGAAAAUGUUACGCUACAUCAAUACUGGUGGGAGAUUUUUACUUGUAAAAUACAUAUUUAUCUGAAGCAUAUUUGUAAAACGUUUAGAAUCAACAUAAGUAUACUUUCCACCUCAUUCUCAGAUGCCUUUGAAGAUAGGCAGAGAACAUCUUAUUGCUGUGAUCAUAACUUGUAUCUAAUUAGAUCUUAACUUAUAUUUGUUUUAAAUAAGUUGAGAUAAACGGAAUAUAAUACAUAUGAAUUCAACUUGCCUGGUCCUUUGAAUAUAUUUGUAUUGUCUUUGUACU
Molecule: messenger RNA, 3542 nt
Organism: Cyprinodon variegatus (sheepshead minnow)
Lineage: Eukaryota; Metazoa; Chordata; Actinopteri; Cyprinodontiformes; Cyprinodontidae
Product: cadherin-related family member 1-like
Exons: 16
Coding region: 55-2523 (822 amino acids)
Biological process (GO): homophilic cell-cell adhesion
Cellular component (GO): catenin complex; plasma membrane
Molecular function (GO): calcium ion binding; cadherin binding
Source: RefSeq, a predicted model, not a curated record